Microplitis mediator is the source of this 3212-nucleotide messenger RNA. It is a transcript of the gene for, whose product is annotated as cGMP-dependent protein kinase, isozyme 2 forms cD4/T1/T3A/T3B. The transcript is spliced from 9 exons. Bases 266 to 2623 code for a protein of 785 amino acids. The record is from RefSeq and is a predicted model, not a curated record. Gene Ontology annotation, molecular function: cGMP-dependent protein kinase activity; ATP binding. NCBI's taxonomy places the organism in Eukaryota, Metazoa, Arthropoda, Insecta, Hymenoptera, Braconidae. Gene Ontology annotation, biological process: protein phosphorylation.
GGUCGCUAAAAUGAUGCGGCAGACACUUUAAAGUGACGCCCGUGGUCACGGUACACGGGUAACGUGAGUUUGUUAAUCGGUAAUAAAAUAACAAUAAUAAACUUAGGGUUUAUUUAUCAAUAAUAUCGAUUAUUUGAAGCAAUAAUUGGUUCUGAGAUCCUCAGCUAGAGGGCGUAUUUUAAAUGUUUACUUUUAAAUACCGGGUUUAAUAAAAGAUAAAUAUAAAUUUGAAUAUAAAUAUAAAUAAAAAAUAAUAUAACGUUGAAUGAACGGGAACGAGUGUGGAAUUAUCAACGACGCCUGCGUGUCUAUGCGCGUGUGCUUUGACAGUUUGUGCUUCUCGUCGACGCAGCAAAGGCUCGCCGACGAGGAAGACGCAUUUCAACUUCAGUCAAACGGUACAGCAACAGUUGUCUCUUCAACAUCAACGUCUUCGUCCAGUUCUCCGACGUCUACCUCUCCGACUACUGUGACAACGGUCACUGCUGGUCUCAAUUCAACCACAAUCACGGCAUCAGCCUGCAGCGAAGCUCUAGGGGCUCAGGUCGGACCAGGUCAGGUCCUGAUCCGAGCCACUACGCCCCCCAACAACAUGAUGCCCCAAAAUAACAACACCAUGGACUCACUACGGGAGCUCCAGGAGCUGCUCCGAAUCAAGGACGAGAAGAUAUCCCAGCUUGAGGCGACACUCAAUAAAAAGGACAACGAAAUCCAGGACCUUAGGAGCCACCUGGACAAAUUUAUCAGCAUAAUGUCCAUCAAAUCGCCACUGACACCCACCAAAUCCCGGCCCAGGAAGCAGAGGGCUCAGGGUAUCUCCGCAGAACCUCCACUUCACCAGCUAACGCCUCUCAAGUUCUACGACAAGAGCGACAGAUCCCGAGAGCUCAUAAAGGCGGCGAUUCUGGACAAUGAUUUUAUGAAAAAUCUCGAACUGACCCAAAUCAGGGAAAUUGUUGACUGCAUGUAUCCAGUGAGUUUUCCUGCCGGAGCGAUAAUUAUUCAGGAAGGAGAUGUCGGAUCAAUUGUUUAUGUUAUGGAGGAGGGAAAAGUCGAAGUCUCGAGAGAUGGAAAGUAUCUUAGUACUCUGGCACCGGUUAAGGUGUUGGGAGAAUUGGCUAUUCUGUAUAAUUGCAAGAGAACAGCAACUAUUACUGCGGCAACGGACUGUCAAUUAUGGGCGAUUGAUAGACAAUGUUUCCAGACUAUUAUGAUGAGAACUGGAUUGUCCAGACAAGCUGAAUAUACCGAUUUCUUAAAAAGUGUGCCCAUAUUCAAAAACUUACCAGAAGAAACUUUAUCAAAAAUAUCCGAUGUCCUGGAAGAGACCUUUUAUAAUAACGGCGACUACAUAAUCCGUCAAGGAGCGCGGGGCGACACUUUCUUCAUAAUAAGUCGCGGUCAGGUACGCGUGACAAUAAAACAACCGGAUACAACAAAUGAAAAGUACAUCAGGACACUUGGCAAAGGGGAUUUCUUCGGCGAGAAGGCAUUGCAAGGCGAUGAUUUGAGAACCGCAAAUAUAAUAGCCGAUGAUCCUGACGGUGUCAGCUGUCUCGUAAUUGACAGAGAGACCUUCAAUCAAUUAAUAUCCUCACUAGAUGAAAUCAGGACCCGCUAUAAGGACGAAUUAGUCGAGCGCAGAAGAUUGAAUGAAGAAUUCCGCGACUUACGUUUACAAGACUUGCGUUCAAUAGCGACACUGGGCGUCGGUGGAUUCGGACGAGUCGAAUUAGUCCAGAUGGCCGGUGAUAAUAAUCGAUCAUUUGCCUUGAAGCAGAUGAAGAAGUCGCAGAUCGUCGAGACUCGUCAGCAGCAGCACAUUAUGUCAGAAAAACGAAUAAUGGGCGAAGCUGAUUGUGAUUUUAUCGUUAAAUUAUUCAAGACUUUCAAGGACCGGAAGUAUCUGUACAUGCUGAUGGAGGCCUGUUUGGGCGGGGAAUUGUGGACGAUUUUACGUGACAAGGGACACUUUGAUGACAGCACUACCAGGUUUUAUACUGCGUGUGUUGUCGAAGCGUUCGAUUAUUUGCACUCGCGGAAUAUCAUCUACCGGGAUUUGAAACCGGAAAAUUUAUUACUAGAUAGUCAAGGUUACGUCAAAUUAGUGGACUUUGGGUUCGCAAAACGUCUGGAUCAUGGCAAGAAAACUUGGACCUUCUGCGGGACACCGGAAUACGUCGCGCCGGAAGUUAUUUUAAAUAGAGGGCAUGAUAUUUCAGCGGAUUACUGGUCCCUGGGAGUUCUGAUGUUUGAAUUGUUGACUGGAACUCCUCCGUUUACGGGAGCAGACCCCAUGAAAACUUACAAUAUAAUUUUGAAGGGAAUCGACGCCAUUGGGUUCCCGAGAACCAUCACCCGGAAUGCGACCAAUUUAAUUAAGAAAUUGUGCAGAGAUAAUCCGGCAGAGCGGUUGGGUUACCAGAAAGGCGGGAUCAGCGAAAUUCAAAAACACAAAUGGUUCGACGGCUUUAAUUGGGAAGGAUUAAGAGCAAGGACACUAGAGCCUCCAAUAAUGCCGCGUGUCCAAAACCCAACAGACACCGCAAACUUUGACGAGUACCCGCCAGAUUCGGACCCGCCACCACCCGAUGACGUCACCGGAUGGGACAACGAUUUUUAAUUGUUAUUAUUAUCAUUAUAUUUAUUAUUAUUAUAAUUAAUUACGUCUUCCAAAUCAAAAUCUUAUCACUUCCAAUUUUAAAUUUAAAAAAAAAUAAUAGUAAUUAAUAAUAAUGAUAAUAAUUUGUAUAGUUACCAGUAAUAUAAAAUAAUGGAAAUUAAAAAUGAAAUUUAAUAGGAAUAAACUUAAAAAAAAUAUAACUAGAUAAUUUUUAAAUAAUUAGAUAGAAAAAAAAAAUAAAAGGGCCUGUGAUAAAAAAAAAAAAAAAAACUGAAAUUAGGCCAAGAAUUUAAUAUUAAAUGUUUGUUGAUUUGAUAUUUAAUCAAUCGAUGUUGGAUUAAUUAAUUAAUUAAUUACUUAGUGAUUUAAUGAGUGAGUGAAUUUUAAAGUGAGAACGAUUUUUUUUUUUUUAUUUUCGGAAAUUUUUUAAUUAAAAAUUUGGUGUUUAAUUAUUAGUGCCAGUGUCACGUGCCAUUGUAAUUAAAAUAAAUCAAAAGAGUGCUUUUAAUUUUUUAAAAAUAUUUAAUAAUUUGAAGAAAAAAAAAAAAAAAAAAAGUUUAAAUUCUUGCCAGAUAAAUAAAUAUUUAAA